UUCUGUUCACAAAUCCACAGCUCGUUGUUGUUUCUGAGUCAUUAUUUCUGGCAAGCAACAAAGGAAAAAUCAUAAACAAAUAAAAUGGCCGCAUUAAAAGCCUUAUUAUUAGUGCGUUUCUCACAUGUUUGGGAAUGACCUUUUUGAUAUUAGCCUGCGCAGUUCCCACACCAAAGUUGUUCUGGCCUUUUUUCGUACUCCUUUUCUACGUGCUGUCGGUGCUACCAGUAAUCAUUGCGAAUCGCACCACACCGGGUAAUGAAACAAAUCCGAAAACGGAAUUCGCCUUAUUUUUGACCGCUGGCAUGGUUUUAAGUGCCUUUGCUUUGCCUAUUGUAUUGGCGCACGCCAAUGUGAUUACUUGGAUGGCUUGCACAUUUACGCUAAUUGGCAACGUUAUUAACUAUGCUACAAUGUUCGGGUAUGCUAUGCGAGACGAAGGCUUCGAUGCGCCUUAUGGGGGCAUGUUUUAAGUGCGACUGGACAAAGGCCAACAGAAGUGAGGCAUUUUAAUUUUAGUAGUGUAGUCCUUCGUGCAUUUAAUUGCACGUCAUCGAGGCUACAGUUAAUCUCAAAUCAUGUAUUCGACAUUAAAAUAUACAAAUAUGCAUAUGUACAACGGAAAAUAAUAAAAAUACGCCAUGAAAAUAGAUAAA
Molecule: messenger RNA, 656 nt
Organism: Scaptodrosophila lebanonensis
Lineage: Eukaryota; Metazoa; Arthropoda; Insecta; Diptera; Drosophilidae
Product: leptin receptor overlapping transcript-like 1
Exons: 3
Coding region: 135-473 (112 amino acids)
Biological process (GO): late endosome to vacuole transport via multivesicular body sorting pathway
Cellular component (GO): endosome
Source: RefSeq, a predicted model, not a curated record